This is a messenger RNA of Mastomys coucha (southern multimammate mouse), 1203 nucleotides long. RefSeq names its product calmodulin like 6 (gene Calml6). NCBI's taxonomy places the organism in Eukaryota, Metazoa, Chordata, Mammalia, Rodentia, Muridae. The record is from RefSeq and is a predicted model, not a curated record.
AUGCUAUUUCGGGAUGCUAACCCCCCGGCAGCGGACGGCGCGGUCCUAGUUGACAAAGGCGAGCAUCGCCAUCUUGUCGCGGCGGCCGGACGCGGCGCCCAUUCAUUUGCGGGUGCCUGGGGCCAGGAACGCCGGCAACCAAGGGAGCUCGGAAGCUUGAUAGCGACCACCUCCGGGAUCCGGCAUCAGGCCCUAGACCACUCGCAACGGCCUCGACCUCAGGAUCAUGAGUCUGGGAACCGAAUCCCGACACGGGCUUUGAACCCAAGACCACGGGCCAGACCCCAGCCGCGCUCACCUAGCCCUCGCCCGGUCUGGCGCCCACGCCGCCGCCUGGUUGUCGCGCUCGCGGCCUGCGGGCAGGAGCCGGCGAGGCUGGUCGGGUCCGCGCGGCGGCUGUUCCAGUCCCAGCCCCGCUGCCCUCGCCGCCCGCGCCCGCCACCGCCGCCGCCGCCGCCGCCGCCGUCGUCGCCGUCCGCCCCUCAGACGCCUCCAGCCAUCAGGAUGGGCGCGGCGGCCCCUGCCCGCAGCCUCGGGAAACCCCACGUCGCGUCACCGCGCACGGGCGGCGUGCGCGUGCCGCUCUUUCCGCCCCGCCCCCCUUCCCUCUGCGCGUGCGCGAGCCGCUUAAAUGAACCGAGAUUUUCCCACCCCACCCCACCUCACCCACACCCCACAAGGGUCUUCCAGGGACGCUGCCAGCCUAUAGGCCUCGGUGGCCUCUGGCUCUGGCCUGCUGGUGUCGGCUCCUGUGCCAUGUGCCCCAAGCCAGAGGGCGAUGUGUCCUGCCUGAAUGACCAGCCGGGAGGGCGGAAAGGAGACCUCAAGUUCCCGUUCGUGGAGCUCCCACGGGAUGAAGUGAAGAGGGCAACAGGGAGCCCCUGGAGAAGCGGGGUGUCCCUAUAAACUGAGUGCUUGGCAGCUGAGUAGAAUAAGGGAUUCAGGGGUGUCUUUGAGAUGUUCGAUAAGGAGAGCAAGGGUAAGAUGAAGACUGAGGACGAGGAGUGGGGGCAGCUAAUGAGCUUGCUGGGCAUUGACUUUACCAAGAGCAAAUUGGCCUAUGUGGGAUAUGGACAGAGCUGGCAGGAUAAAGGGUUCUUUAACUGUGAUGGAUUCCUGGGGAUUUACUAUGAGAAAGCCCAGGACCAGGAAGGCAAACUGAGGGCAGCUUUGACAAGGGUAGCAAGGGACUGGAUAGACUGA